AGAUCCUGAGUUUUAUGACUUAAUAAUAAAGACCGUGCAUUUGAUACUCUUUUAAUUAUUUAAUCAAGAAAUUAAAUAUACAUUCAUAACGAGAUUUUCAGCUUGAGUAGGACAAUUAGACCAGAGUUAGGGUUUCUUCUUUAAGCCUUAAUAAUAUACACUGUAGGCAUAUUUUUAGAGCAGGGUAUAUUCUGAAUGGCAGUUUAAACAUUUUAAGCUGUCACUAAGAUUCUCGAGCUUUCAGAAAGCGUAACAAACAUAUUUUCUUUAAUUUUUGUUUUGUUGCGACAAAAGACGGCAAAUUGGCUGCGAUAGAAACAAAACAAACGACAGCGGCAACAACGCUUCUGGGAAGCCAGAAACUCUUGGAUAAGUAUUCAAAGUUGAAACAGUUGUACUUUGGCUUUGGCCAGCGUCGGUUGUCGGUGGUUUCUUUGCCGCUUGUCGGAUGAACAUUUCAUGUUUAUGGCGCUGCCUUUUUCGGGCGCAACAGGACGCACCUUAAAAAAAUAAUCGCGUCGCGUCGCGUCUCGUCGCGCUGCUUAUAUCUAACCUUUAAUUGGAAACCGAAAAAGAAAUAUACAUAUUUUGUGAUCAAAAGUAAUUAAAUGAGUGGAACGUGGAAAACAUCAAAGAACACGCACACAAGCAUACAAACACACACACAAUGUGAAAAGUGCGUAAAAAAAAGUGCGCGAGAAGAAGAUAAUUGACAAGAGAAUUAACAGUUACAAUUAUAAAACAGAGCAAACAAUUUGCCAAGUUGCUGGACAAACAUAAAACGCAGAGCCAGAAGAAUUCAAAACAUAAAUAACAACAAGAACAACAACAACAACACGAUAAGAACAAAGCAGCGACUGCGAACAACUUCUUUGCAGAGCUGCGCGAAGGUAAGCAGCGCAGCAGCAGCAGCAGCACCAGAUAAAAUGGCGUUCAAGUGCAGCAGCGGCGUUGGAAGUACUGUUAUUCUGGCUGCCAUUGUUGUGCUGAGGCUGCACAUCUGUUUGGCGCUGGAUGUUUAUUUUCCCACCACGUCCGUGAAAUUCAAGCUGCCCAUCAAUGAGGAGUCGGAGAGCAUAUUCUCGAAGAUACCGCUGGCCCAGUUUCAAGUGUUGCGCAUGGACAACAAUCAGCCGGCGUCGGAGUAUAUAUACAAUCUUGAGGAGAAUCCGCUGCUCCGCAUCAAUGCCAGCUCCGGUGAGGUGUAUAUGCGCACCGAUUAUCGUAUGAUUAACGGAAGCGUUAAAUAUGUGCUGACCGCCUUUCCGCGCCACCAGAAGGAGUCCUCCGCGGAGCAGCAGCAGCUGUUGCAGCAGGUGGCGCAUCUCACACUGGAACUGCUGCCGCAAUCGCUAACCGAUUACUGCGCGGAACUGGAGCACAUAUGCUUCUGGACGGGCGCACACUAUACCAUUGCCGAGACCACGUCGCAGAGCCGGCACAGCUUUGAGCCUGUGCUGAUUGGUGCGCUAAAUUCGCGCGCCGCCAAAUACCUGUGUCCGCAUCGCGCCGUCGAGUAUGCCCUGAAGGCGGGCAGCGCACACUUCGCCCUCAAACAGAAUCGUUUGUACACCAAACAGCCGUUGGAUCACGAUGAGCUCAACGGACUGCAGGCACGGGCCGGCCAGCUGCUGGCCACGGUCAGCUGCACGGUGAAGCUAACCGGGCAGGAACAGCGCCAGUUCUGGCGCAGCUACAAUAUCACGUUGCUGGAUCGCAACGACAACGGACCGCAUCUGCAGGAGCGCCAACCGCACUUUAAUUUCCACCUGGAGCAGCCCUACUUUAAGGCGGAGGAGCCGGUGGGCGAGAAAAUCAUCUACCUGGACAAGGACACGCUGGCGGCAAAUGAGCAUCUGAACUAUGCCAUACUUAAUGAUAAGCUUGGACUGGUUCAGCCCGAUUGUCACGCCUACGAGGCGGAUCACACUGGCAGGCCACACACCAUCAUUAGCUGCCAGCUGCGAUUUGCCCGGAACGGAGUGCUGCGCCAGGAGCCAUACUGUUUUGAUAUGCAGGCCCGGGACUUGACCAUUCAGUCGCCAAAUGUAACGAAUACGGCGACAGCGCACAUCUGCCUGCACGUGGACACGAGCCAGCUGCACGAGAGCGACCAGGAGCGACCGCAGGCGCUGCCGUUGCGUGUGCGCCAGCAGCGCAUCUUUGACAGCGCCGGCGAGCUGCUGCACACGGAUUUGGCCGGCCGGCGACGGCUGAGCGUUGACUACGAGAAGGAUGUGUUUGUGCAUCGCGCAGCUGCAGCCUUUUAUCGCGUGGCACAGCCUGAUAACUUUGUGGAGCUGCUACGAGCGCGUGGUUGGCGCUUUGCCCUCGCCGAGGAUCGCAGCGGCGCCUUUGGGCUGACCGAAACGGCGGGCAUUGUCUAUGUGCGCGAUGCUCUGGCGCUGGAGCAUGCGCCGGAGACGGUCUACUUUCUGAACGUGACCUGGUUGGAUGCGGAGAAGCAGCCGCAUGCGUUUGUCAUCAACGUGCAUCUGGUGGAGGGUAGGCCGGCGAAUGCCAAUUGUGAGCUGCGUCUGAAGUCCCGCUCGCAGACCUGCGCCCAGGUCAAAUAUCAGACACAGUGCGUCAAGUUUUGUGGCCUGGCUACCGGUGGCGGCGCGUGCGUCUGGCGCGGCACCAGCUCGGCCAUGUUUGGGCGCAACUAUGGCUCCUGUGUGCCGGACGCACGCUACUGUCCGGAUCAUGUGUGCGAUGCCCUGGAGGAGUUGAAUCCGCAUGCCUGUCCGCAGGAUUGCACGCCCGCCGCCCGCAUUGUGGGCCCGCACACCACAAAUGAUAAUGGGCGUGGCAUACUGAGCGGCUCCGGCACGUGCCUCUGCGAGGACAACGGUAAAUGCAGCUGCGCUCCGCUGCCCGACGAGGAGGAGGUAAAAACGCGACGCCAGCGCAAACGUAAAAAUGAAACGGAACCGGAGCAGGUCAGUGCCACGCCCGUGCAGGUGGUGCAGGGCGGCGAACAGCAGGAUCCGGAUCAGGAUGCACUGGCGUUGGGCGUACUGCAUUUGGCGGGCAUGGAAUGCAAUCGCUCCUGUCUGCUGGUCGUCAUCAGCUGCCCGCUGCUCUUUGUGCUGCUGCUUCUCUGCCUGCUGCUCUCGCAGCGCAAGCUCUGGCAGCGCAAGCUGGGCAAGCAGUCGGCCACGCCGGGCAACAAACUGGCGCUGCCAUCCAAUCUCGAGGCACUGGGCGGCGAUGGUGAUCUGCCGCUUAUGCCGCUGCAGAGCGGCUUCAAGUUUGAGAGCGCCGAUGCCAAGUGGGAGUUUCCGCGCGAGCAACUGCAGCUGGACACGGUGCUGGGCGAGGGUGAGUUCGGACAGGUGCUGAAGGGCUAUGCCACCCAGAUAGCCGGGCUGCCCGGCGUCACCACCGUCGCCGUGAAGAUGCUCAAGAAGGGCGCCAAUUCGGUGGAGUACAUGGCCCUGCUCUCGGAAUUCCAGCUGCUGCAGGAGGUCUCCCAUCCGAAUGUCAUCAAACUACUAGGCGCCUGCACACAAUCCUCGGAGGCACCGCUGCUUAUUAUAGAGUAUGCCCGCUACGGAUCGCUGCGAAGCUAUCUGCGACUCAGCCGGAAGAUCGAGUGCGCCGGCGUCGAUUUCAGCGACGGCGUUGAGCCUGUCAAUGUCAAGAUGAUGCUCACCUUUGCCUGGCAAAUAUGCAAGGGCAUGAACUAUCUAACGGAGCUGAAGCUGGUGCAUCGCGAUUUGGCUGCACGCAAUGUGCUACUCGCCGAUGGCAAAAUAUGCAAGAUCUCCGAUUUUGGACUGACGCGCGAUGUCUACGAGGAUGAUGCGUAUUUAAAACGCUCCAGAGAUCGUGUGCCCGUCAAGUGGAUGGCGCCGGAAUCUCUGGCGGAUCAUGUGUACACCAGCAAAUCGGAUGUCUGGGCAUUUGGUGUGCUUUGCUGGGAGCUAAUUACAUUGGGUGCUUCUCCAUAUCCCGGCAUAGCGCCACAGAAUCUCUGGUCCCUGCUCAAAACGGGCUAUCGCAUGGAACGUCCAGAGAACUGCUCCGAGGCUGUUUACUCCGUGGUGCGUACCUGUUGGGCUGAUGAGCCGAAUGCGCGUCCAUCCUUUAAAUACCUGGCGGCGGAAUUUGAGAAGCUGCUGGGCAACAAUGCAAAGUACAUUGAGCUGGAGACGAAUGCCGUAUCCAAUCCGAUCUAUUGCAGCGACGAGGCGGCGUUAAUGCCCAGCCAGGAGGUCGUUGAGCAGCUGGGCGAGCCGGAGUCACUGCAGCAUCUGUGGUCGCCGCCAAAGUUAAACAGCUACGAUCAGGAUCUGGCCAAUAGUCGUGAGGAGUCUGUAACUGAAUUUCGGACGACAGCGACGGCAGCAGCUGCCCCACCCGGCUACGAUCUGCCGCGUCCAUUGAUCGAGGCCCGCACCACGGAACAGGUGCUGCGCUAUGAGAACGAUUUGCGCUUUCCGCUCAACAUACGCAAAUCGAGCUGUGCGCCCAGCUACAGCAACAUGGCUAAUGGCUGUGCCACAGCCCUGCCCGAGUAUGCGGUGCCCGUGAAACGUGGCCGCUCCUACAUGGACAUGACCAACAAUACGCUAAUACCCGAUAAUCUCGAUAAUCGCGAUUUUGAGAAGCAUCUCUCCAAGACCAUCUCAUUUCGUUUCUCUAGCUUGCUUAAUCUCAAGGAGCCCGAAGCGCCCCAGUCACACGCCGAGGAUGCCGUUUAAAGGUUGUCCUCCAUUCACUUUAGUCACGUUUUUCCCCAAAAUUCAUACAAAAUAUUUUCCAAUAGCGCCUGAUUUUUUAGUUCAAAUUGUUUGUUAAUUAGUUUUAAUCCUAUGUCUAUCAUAAUUAGCUUUAUAAUGUUGCCAAAAUUAACUCGAAUACUCUGUUUACAGUGUGAAGCUUAUGAGAUUCUAAAAUCGAAACUAUCCAAAAUCUAUAGAUAAUGCUUGCUAUAAUUUCAUCCAUCUUUAAUGUGGUUUUUCUGUAUUCUGGUUCUACAAUUUCUCCAAAGCCCAUUUUAAUGCUUAUAUAGGGAUUUAACUUUGGUAACGGACCAAUUCCCGAAGCAUCCAAUUAUUUUAGUGUACUCGGAAAACUACCAACAAAUUUCCAUUAUUUAUUUUAAUCGAUUAUCUCAAUUCCUUAUGAAAUUACAUAAUUUACUAAAUAUUUUUCAGAAUUUUUACUACGCAAGUUUUAGAAGAUUUUUGUUGCAGGCCUUAACACUCCAAUACUAUUAAACUUAAACUUUAUCUUUAACUUUCAUCAUUUUACAACACUGUUCACAUUCCAAUAUAUUAUCACGCAUCGAAA
This is a messenger RNA of Drosophila virilis, 5301 nucleotides long. It is a transcript of the gene Ret, whose product is annotated as Ret oncogene. The record is from RefSeq and is a predicted model, not a curated record. NCBI's taxonomy places the organism in Eukaryota, Metazoa, Arthropoda, Insecta, Diptera, Drosophilidae. Gene Ontology annotation, cellular component: signaling receptor complex; axon; plasma membrane. Gene Ontology annotation, biological process: cell surface receptor protein tyrosine kinase signaling pathway; multicellular organism development; protein phosphorylation. Gene Ontology annotation, molecular function: ATP binding; transmembrane receptor protein tyrosine kinase activity.